UCGUUUCAAAAGAAUAAUUAAGGCUAGCAUUAACGCAACCUCUCUACCAUUCCGACUCAAUACCUACUCUCGAUCGCUGCUUCUAACAGACAAAUAAUGAAGUACUUCCUGCUCUUUUUUGCUGUAGCAAUACAUAUUUCUGGUGGCUGGUCAGAGAGCGGCCUCAAUCUAACGGCCCAAAUAACAAGAGCCAGAAACGCUUACUUGGACUUGAUGAAGGAGAAAUGUUAUCAGAACUCAACAGAAGAAUAUCAGCGAUUUGCAGAACUUAUGGACAACGCUACAAAAUGUAUUCACGCAACCGCAGGGCCCAUGGUUGCUACGCCUCUAAAAACCUUAAAGGAUAAUAUUCAGAGCUGUGUGAACGAAUUCAUCGAAGAACUGGAGGAAUGUCUUCCUGAAGACGCGAAAGACUGGCCGCAACUUUCCUUCGAUACUAUGUACUCACUGCUAGAUUUCAUGUACGAGAAUAAGGAGGAAAUUUUUUCACCUAAAGUACGAACUUACCUCCAAAAGUGUGGCGAAGACUUUCAGAAAGACGGCGUUCCGCCUGAACUUGCAAAAUGCAUGAAUUUUUCGACUGCCUUAGAUGUGAAGACUUCCUGUCAAGAAUUGCGUGACAUGGAGAAAUGUUUUAUGGAACCUGUGAACAAGAGAUGUCCAGGGGAUGAAUCUAUCGAAAAACUGAAAAUGGGAUUUUUGGAAGCUUUGAAAGAACCUUGUGCUGAGUACGACGUGACUGAGAAUCCUGUGGACAAUGUUUUCACUUUAUUAGCUCCUUAUGCACCACCCAAUAUGAAUCCAGACCUUAUGUAAAACAUUGUAAAAAAAAUGUAUAUUAUUAGAUUUGAUACCUAUGUAAUAAAAUUUUUAAAAAUUG
Zophobas morio is the source of this 880-nucleotide messenger RNA. RefSeq lists its product as uncharacterized. The record is from RefSeq and is a predicted model, not a curated record. The transcript has 5 exons. Lineage: Eukaryota; Metazoa; Arthropoda; Insecta; Coleoptera; Tenebrionidae. Bases 97 to 816 code for a protein of 239 amino acids.